UUGGCCAACACAUGGAACCACCACAUAUAUCAUGUCUAGUGUUCCAUCUUGCUUUAAGAUAAUCAACUUGAAAAGCGGUGUGAUUUUCAUCUCUUGGAAGACCAGCUUCUCUUCCUUUUUCUCCCUCUUCAUCCAUGGAUACUCCUCAGUGGCCACAGGGAGUUGGAGUGGUUAAACCCAUGGAGGAUUCGAGGCCUAUGAGGGCAAGGCCUCAAAAGGAUCAAGCUUUGAACUGUCCAAGGUGCAAUUCAGUUAAUACCAAGUUUUGCUACUACAAUAAUUACAAUCUCUCUCAGCCAAGAUACUUCUGCAAGACAUGUAGAAGGUAUUGGACUGAAGGUGGGUCUUUGAGAAAUGUUCCUGUUGGAGGAGGUUCAAGGAAGAACAAGAGAUCAACUUCUUCUUCAUCAUCAUCAUCAACGUCAUCACCUGCUUCAUCUUCAAAGAAGCUUCCUGAUCAUCAUCAUCUUACCCCACCAGCUGGUUUUCCUCACUCUGCUUCUCAAAACCCUAAGAUUCAUCAGGGUCAAGAUCUUAACUUGUCAUAUCCACCUGGUGAUCAGGAUUACAACAGCAUAUCUAAAUAUGUUGAGGUACCCUUUAAUACUGACAGCAAAACCCACCAUCAAAACCCUAGCUCAUCCUCAAAUACUUCAACUCAACUCUCAGCCAUGGAACUGCUCAAGACUGGGAUCACUUCAAGAGGAUUUAGUUCUUUCAUGCCCAUGUCGGUAUCAGAAUCUAGCACAAUAUAUUCAAGUACUGGGUUUCCUUUGCAAGAGUUCAAGCCGAGUACUCUGAAUUUUUCUCUCGAGGGGUUCGAAAGUGGGUAUGGGAAUAGUACUCUUCAUCAAGGGGUGCAAGAGAGUGGUACUGGUGCGAGGCUCCUUUUUCCUAUUGAGGAUUUGAAACAGAUCCCAACAACAAGCGAAUUUGAGCAGAAUAGAGGGCAAGGAGAUCAUUCUAAUGGUUAUUGGAAUGGAAUGAUGGGAGGAGGAUCAUGGUAAAUAUGCCCCACAAGCUCAGAAAUAUUGGAUGAACGAUCGAGGAGUUGGUGUUUCAGUUUGUUUUCUUCCACUCCAUGGGUGACUUGUUUUUUCUUUUCUUUUCUUGUUUUUUUUUUUUUUUUUGGGUUAAUCAAAACUAACAGAUCAUAGGGUACUACAUGGGUUUCUUUCUCUUUCUCAUGUUAUUAUUAUUACUAUUAUUAUUGUUUGCAUCAAUUUCCCCCUUUAUUUUCUUUGUUCCCUGUACUUAUUUUAUUUCGCUCGUCUUUCUUUGCACUAUGAUCAAUGUGGAUGUCUGAAGCUUUAUUUUAGGUUGGCUUUUCAAAAGAGUGUCCCGGCAUGCAGCAUAAAAGCUGAUAGAACAAGAGGCUAAGAAAGAUCGAUCGAUGUCUCUUUUUAGGACUUAAGGAACAAAUGACUUCUUCACUUAGAUAAUUUUUGUAAUUUAUUACAGUGAUGGGAUUUGUGGCUUGAUUAUCUGUAACUAUUUCUGGAUUGUUUAUAUCCUUUGAACUUAAAAGUGAGUUGGAAAGAUGGCUGUCAAUCCUUUACAGCAAAA
Molecule: messenger RNA, 1566 nt
Organism: Carya illinoinensis
Lineage: Eukaryota; Viridiplantae; Streptophyta; Magnoliopsida; Fagales; Juglandaceae
Product: dof zinc finger protein DOF4.6-like
Exons: 2
Coding region: 135-1007 (290 amino acids)
Biological process (GO): regulation of DNA-templated transcription
Molecular function (GO): DNA-binding transcription factor activity; DNA binding
Source: RefSeq, a predicted model, not a curated record